AAUCAUUGAAACUUUCAAAGGCCAAAAAUUCAUCACUUUAUUUGUAUUGUUGUAUAGCGUUGACAUUAUUACAUACCUUCAAAAAUAACAUCAAUGGAAUACAAAUGGUUAUACACAUUUGUAUGUAUAUUACCAUUAUUUACCAUACUAAUCUUCAAACUCUUGUUUCAAAAAAAUAGAAGAUCAAUUAAUCUUCCUCCAAGUCCACCAAGUCUCCCAUUUAUAGGACAUCUACACCUUUUAAAAGAACCAAUUUACCAAUCUUUGCAAAAAAUUUCACAAAAAUAUGGGCCUAUAAUUUCUCUUAAAUUUGGGGUUCGCCUUGUUGUUAUAAUCACUUCACCAUCUGCUGUAGAAGAAUGUUUUUCCAAGAACGACAUUAUCUUGGCCGAUCGACCUUUACUUCUUGCAGGAAAGUACCUUGCCUAUAAUGGUAACACAUUGGUUACUGCCCCUUAUGGUGAUCAUUGGCGUAACCUUCGGAAGAUUUGUUUACUUGGAGUACUUUCGACGAAUUGCCUUAGAGAGUCUGUUGGGAUCAGGAGCGAUGAAGUCAAGCAAAUGCUUAGUAAAAUUUAUAAAUGUUCGAGUGUAGGAUAUGGGAAGGUGGAGAUGAAAUCGAUCUUUCGAGAUUUGGUGUUUAAUGUAUUAUUGAGAAUGCUUGCUGGGAAAAGAUACUUUGGUGAAGGUGUGAAGAAUAUUGAAGAGGCAAAGCGGUUUACUGAUAUAAUUAGAGAUGUUCUUGAAGUUGCUACAGCUUCAAACCCUGCAGAUUUUCUACCGGUAAUGAGAUGGAUUGAUUAUGGUGGAUAUAUAAAGAGGAUCAAAGGGUUGGCGAAAAAGAGUGAUGAUUUCUUACAAGGUCUAAUAGAUGAGCAGAGAAAGGGGCUAUCCAAUACAGAAGAUGAAGAAACUAUGAUAAGCCGUCUGCUUUCUUUGCAGAAAUCAGAUCCUGAGUACUACACUGAUGAAACUAUUAAAGGACUUAUAUUGGUUUUGCUUGUUGCAGGGACAGACACUACAUCAGCAACAAUGGAGUGGACAAUGUCACUACUGCUUAACAAUCCCAAUGUUAUGGACAAGGUUCAAUCUGAAAUAGAUAGUCAAGUUGGACAAGAUAAUUUGAUAAACGAGUUGGAUAUUCCUAGAUUACCAUAUCUUCAAAAUGUCAUAUUAGAGACUCUACGGAUGUUCCCUGCAGUCCCACUUCUACUGCCACAUAUGUCAUCCCGGGAAUGUCAGAUAGGCGGGUUUGAUGUACCGCGUGGAACCAUGUUAUUGGUCAAUGCAUGGGCCAUUCAUCGGGAUCCUAAUGUGUGGGACGAGCCUACAGAAUUCAAGCCAGAGCGUUUUCAGAAUAUGGAUUUUGAUCAGUAUACGUUGUUGCCUUUUGGCACAGGAAGGAGAGGUUGCCCUGGGGCAACAUUAGGUAAUCGAAUCAUCAGUUUGGCCUUAGGAUCGCUGAUUCAGUGUUACUAUUGGAAAAGGAUUAGUGAUGAGGAAGUAGAUAUGACAGAAGGAACAGGGCUUAAUAUGCCAAAAGCACAGCCUCUUGAAGCAGUAUGUAAAGCACGGACAAUUCUAAGCAAAAUCCUUUGAUCUCCCUACUUAAUUCAAUUGGCUAUACAUGCUAAGCUCAUACAAUCAAUACUGUCAAGCUAUGAUUACUUUAGCCAACUUGUAAAAUGUAAUACUUGUAUCUGAUCUAAUUAAAUAAAAUCAAAAAAAUAAUUCAAAAAAAAAAAAAAAA
This is a messenger RNA of Chenopodium quinoa (quinoa), 1750 nucleotides long. RefSeq names its product cytochrome P450 81F1-like. NCBI's taxonomy places the organism in Eukaryota, Viridiplantae, Streptophyta, Magnoliopsida, Caryophyllales, Amaranthaceae. Gene Ontology annotation, molecular function: oxidoreductase activity, acting on paired donors, with incorporation or reduction of molecular oxygen; heme binding; iron ion binding. The transcript is spliced from 2 exons. The record is from RefSeq and is a predicted model, not a curated record. The coding region runs from base 94 to 1599 and encodes 501 amino acids.